Molecule: messenger RNA, 2586 nt
Organism: Dermatophagoides farinae (American house dust mite)
Lineage: Eukaryota; Metazoa; Arthropoda; Arachnida; Sarcoptiformes; Pyroglyphidae
Source: RefSeq, a predicted model, not a curated record
AUGAAACAACACCAACAACAACAACAACAAAAUAAUAAUAUUCUCAAACAUCAAAUAUCAUCAUCAUCAUCAUAUUGUUGGUCACAUUAUACAACAAUCAUAGCCAAUGAUUUGGUUGGUACAGUCACAGCUGUACAUUUUUUUCAAAUAUCCAUUCAAUUAUCAUCAAAUGAUAAUUCAUUAAAAUCAUCAACCGGAAGUUAUUCAUCGACUACAGCCGAUAAUGAUGGAUCGAUAUUUGAACAACAACAACAACAACAAUAUUAUUAUUAUUAUAAUGAUGAUAAUUUUAGGUCAUAUCUUGAUAAUAAUGAUGAUGUUGUUGUUGGUCAUAAUAAUGAUAACAAAAACAACAACAAUAUUAUUAAUAUUAAGCGCCAUUUAAUCUUAUCAUUGGGAACAACAAAAGGUCAUCUAAUUCUGGUAGAAAUGUUUUUGCCAAAAAUGUCAACUAAUGAAGAUUAUAAUGAUAAUAAUGAUGAUCAAAUAAAUCUAUCGACAAAUAUUAUUAAUAACAAUAGAACAAAGAUGACAUCAUCGGCAACAACAAUGGCCAAUACAUUUCGUAUCAUCUAUCAUUGUCGUGAAAUGACUACCGAACCAAUCGAUAUGAUUCGGUUCGAUGAAUUUGGUAAUCGAAUUUUUAUAGCCGAUACUAGUGGAAAAUUAUUUGUCCUUUGUAAUGUACAUGAAUUGGUUAUUAAUGCUAUCACCACCACCACCACCACCACAACAAAAACAACCACAAACGCCAUUGACAACAUUGGCCCGCAUUUAUGUCCAACAAUUUUAAUUAAUCUCAAUGGAAUCGGAAUCAAUCAAUUUGAUGUUUGUGAAAAAUAUUUCACUUUCUCAUCAAAUGAGAAUCGUAUUUAUUUUUUCAAUUUUAAUGAUGCCAAUUGUUUUCAAGUUGGUAAAUCAACUGUACAUAUGAACAGGCCGCCUGGUGUUUGUAUAAUACCGGUCAUUAAUAAUGAUUAUAAUAAUAAUGGUGAUGAUGAUGAUCAAUCUUCAACAAUUUCCGAUGAUAAUUAUGAUAAUGAUCUCAUAUACAAAACAUUCAUAUCACGUCCAAAAUGUCGUCUAUGGGAAGUGAAUGAAAUUGGACAAAUUGAAUUCACUCAUCAAUUUAUGGAACUAGUCAAUCGAUCAACAACAGUGUUAAUGGACAAUAAUAAUACUAAUAAUACACCGAUCUUUAAUGAUAAUACCGGUAUAUUUGAGAAUCAUGAAAAUUUUCAACAUUCUUCCAAACAGUUAAAUUACGAAAAAGUACAUAGUUUUGGUCGACUUUAUUUAAUGUAUCAUCCGGUUUCCUGUGAUUAUUAUCUUGUAACCUAUGCAACAACACAACAACGACGACGACUAACCACGACGAUAGAAUCAAAGAAUGUGGAUAAAAGUCGUAUCUAUGUAAUAGAUAUCCAUGAUCAAUCAUUGGUGGCUAUUAGUGAACAAUUUGAUGGUCGUAUUGAUGUAUUAAAGUGUUUACAAAAUGAAAUCUAUGUAUCAUACUAUCUAACAAAUGAUUUAACAACAAACAGGUUACGAAUGUUUGUAAUGACAUUGAAUUUUAAAAAAUCAAAUGAUUCAUCAUCGAAAUCAAGUUCAUUAUUAUCGAUGGAUAUUGUUGUUGAUCAACAUCCAACUAUUGUAUCUAGUGGAUUUUCUAGCGAUCCAAACAGUGUGGAACAAGAAACACCUGUAGAAGAAGAAGAAAUUGAAAUUAUUCCAGUUAUAUCCAAAAAUAAAUCGUUAUUAAACUUAUAUAAUCAACUUUUACAAAAAACAUCUAGAUUAAAACUAACAUCAACAUUGCAUAAUGAAGAAGAAGAAUUUGAAACAUAUAAUUGUUCUCAAUGUGAUCUGCCUGUUGCCAAUUUUUUUCGUUGUAUUGAUCAAAAUCAAUCGGAUCAAUUAUUAUUUGAAACAAUUUAUUCGAAUAUUGAAACCGACCAAUAUGAAGAAUUGAUUUCGAUAGCAAAAUCUAGAAGAAAUUGGCCAAUGUAUCUACGAUUAUUGCUUGCUUCACCACGAUUAGAUGAUCGUUUUUUAUUCAUGGCUAUAUUAACAGAUGAUCCAUGUUUAAUUAUUGAACAAAGUCGAAUUAAACCAAUCAAUGAAUCAAUACAAUGGGAAAAUUGUCUGAAAAAUUUACAUUGUCAAUUAAUAUCUUCAACAACUGAAUCAUAUGAUCGUAUGAUUGAACAAUCGGAUCAUAGAUGUCGUUUGUGUUUAUUAAGAAUGGAAAAUAAUCGGAAAAAAUUGAUCGAAUUUUUUGAAAAAACUUUUCUACUUUCCAGUCUUUUCCAUUGCCAUAGUGAUAUUAUCAUUAAUGAAUUGAUUGUAAAAACAUUGACAAUAUUAGAUUUAAAUCCGGAAAAUUCAUAUGCAUUCAGUAUCGAUUUUUAUAUACGAAUACUUUGCUAUAAAAUAAUGGACGCAGCUAUUGUUGAUCAUACAAGAUUAUUGAUCAAUAAAUUUAGUCAACGAAUCAAAAGAAAUGAUAAUCAUCAAAUUAGUGGAAAUAUUGAGAAAAAUUUUGAAGAUUGGAAUGAUGUGCAAUCUACGUAUAAUGAAAUGUAA